GCAGCAAUGCCUGAAACGCCGGCAGCCAAUGCCGAGGGCAACCAGCCCAAGGCUGCAAAGGACAAGAACUGCGAGUACUGCGGCCAAGCUUUCACGUCGUCUUCCCUCGGCCGCCACCUUGACCUCUAUAUCAAGGAAAAGAACCCCAAGCCUCCGGAUGGUAUCCACGAUGUUGAAGCCAUCCGGAAGCUCCGCGGCAACAUUACUCGACGCCAGCCUCGAAGCUCAAUGGGUGCUCGACGAGAUACCUCGACGCCCGCUGGCACUCCGAAACCGACGCCUGGCAAGCUGACCCCUGGUCAAGAGUCUGCCAUGCAAAGGGAUGGUCCAUACGCCGUUGGCUCAACCGCCAUCAAGUACCCUUACGCUACUCCCUGGGAGGCCACUGGCGUCAUGAAUGACAUUCCGGGCAGGGUUCCCUGGGAUGGCAAUGCGUCUCAAGAUGCCAAGCGUGCUGGUUUGUCGAGGAACGGUAGCAGACAGAUGGCCCAAAAGGCUCAAUUCGACGUCAAACAAAAGCUGACAGACGCCAUGGACACUGCCCGAGCUGCUGAAUUGGCGCUCAGGGAGUUGCUUAGCUCAUGGCGAGCGGCAAAGCAACAAGUUGAUGCCUUCACGACACCAUUUGACUUCGACCCUCUCGCCCUGGAUUUUCCAGCCCUGACCCUGCAGUGCCUUCUGCCGCCGCCAACUCUGUUCUCAUCCACUCAGCACCCUACAUCGACAUCAUGGUCUGUGCAGUCGCCGGGCGAACGUGAAUAUGGCGCACUCCAGGCCUAUUUCCAAGAAGAGUUCAAGGCGUGGAAGGUUACGUGCGCGUCAGCCACGACCGCAGUCAUGGAGGAGGUGGCAUACCCCCCCACUGGGGGGCCGUACAGGGACAUGAAGGAAGCCGUCAAGAAGGCUGAGAGGGUGGCCGAGACGCUUGAGAGGCAUGUCAACGAACACCUGCAGUCUGCGUAUGCAGUCUGGGAGGCAUUGCCCCCUCAGCGGAGAAACGAGCUUUGGAUCCUGGAGCUUGCCCGUGGAGUGGGCCGCAAGCACAAGGAGAUGGAGAAGAUGAAGGAGCAGCAUCACAAGCUCAAGCAAGAGAACACUAAUCUCCGAUCACACAUUGACCAGCUCAACCGACUACAGCAGCCGAGGGAGUACAAGGUGCUCCCUCCCGUCACCAUCCCUGUGGAACGGGACGUCCUCUCGUACGCCAACGAGCAGAGUGUUAUGGGGGCCAAGCUUGUGGGCUUCGACAUUGAGGACCGGCAUCUGGACUUGAGCACUCUGGUGGCCAAGUCAAUCGACCGGUGGAAGAAUGUGAUCGUCUCGAGUCGUGUUGCCGCUGCUGGCAUGCCCGCACAGCGGCCUCUCGACCAGACCGUGGCCCAGCCUCCUGCUGCGGGAAACCAAAACAGUCCGUCAGAACCUCAGAGUGCCGCUCAGACACCACAGCUGACACAACCGCCGCCGCCGCAGCUCGAUAAAAGGCUCUCGACCGCAAGCACCAACGGCCCGACGAGCGAGCAGAGCGCAGCAUCUGCAACCAACACGGGCCCACCCUCAGUUGAAGAAAUAAGCGAUCAGGAUGCCGAUGCAGAAAUGGAGGAUGACGACAGCUUUGCCAUGAUCAGCCAGUCUCCCGUCAAGCCAGCCCACCCACCCAUGCAGCAGCAAGCACAGCUUGAUGUCUCUCGAGCUCGCGUCCAGCAGCAGCAGCAACAGGCCCAGCAGCAACAGGCCCAGCAGCAACAGGCUCAACAACGCAACACGGCAGACAUGCGCUACAUGAUGCCGAACGGCGCCGUCAGCCCCGCAAGCAGAGCGGCUAUGGCUAUGAACCGUGUCAUGCCCAACAUGAACAUGGCCGCAAUGCAGGCCAGUGCCAUGCAUGGGGCCGACAUCAGCAUGGCCAUGCAAGGGGUUCGUGGCGAUAUGUAUCUGGAAUAAUGUCGACGA
Molecule: messenger RNA, 1950 nt
Organism: Trichoderma citrinoviride
Lineage: Eukaryota; Fungi; Ascomycota; Sordariomycetes; Hypocreales; Hypocreaceae
Exons: 3
Coding region: 7-1941 (644 amino acids)
Source: RefSeq, a predicted model, not a curated record